Messenger RNA from Mizuhopecten yessoensis (Yesso scallop), 2491 nucleotides. RefSeq names its product FK506-binding nuclear protein-like. The record is from RefSeq and is a predicted model, not a curated record. Bases 110 to 1381 code for a protein of 423 amino acids. The transcript has 8 exons. Lineage: Eukaryota; Metazoa; Mollusca; Bivalvia; Pectinida; Pectinidae.
UGGACUCGAUAAGGAUCUAGAAAGGCAGCCCUCGUGAUGUCCUCAGUUUGAAAUAGCAUCCAUGUAUUGAAACAAGCGGUCUGAGGUCUGGGAGUACUUGUCGUUGAUCAUGGAGACCAAUACAUGCCUAGCUGUAGUGGCAGUGUGUGCGCUCGCAUCCCAAGUGUUGACGGCACCGCUGGAGCCGGGACACGUGGGGAACGCAAACCAAAUGCGCCCUCGGAGUCCUUUGAAUCUUGAAGAGGAGCUGAGACAGCAACAACCAAAAGCUAAUGUGGUGCAGGUUCCGGUGAAUUAUAUACCUCCCCCGCCACCCCCUCUUUUACAUCAAAAUGACGUCAUUUCCGAUGAAGCCAACACGAUGUUAGAUAACCUCAGUUUCGAAGAAAUUGUUGAAGACGUUUUAUCAACAUUGAAGAAACACCCGGAAAUAUUAAAAGAACUUGCACUAGAUGAGGAACAGAAGACGGGGAUACAGAUUGACCAAAAUGACGAGAACGGAAAUAUCCCAACCGACUUCCAGAUGCCUUCUCCCCAACUUCUCGAGAUGCCCAAACGCGUGGAGAAGAAAGCUGGGGGUCUGUACCUCGACAACAAACGUCGGAGCAAACCAGGCAGUUACUGGAAGCAGAGGUAUGGCGGUGACAAGUCCUCGGAUGAGUCGUCAGACAGCGAAUCUGAGCAGGACAGUGAGUCAUCUCAGUCGGUCAGCAAACCUUCUUCGUCUUCCUCUUCAUCAAGCUCGUCCUCAGAGGAGGCAUCCUCCCAAGACGAAUCCUCAGAGGAAUACUCCAAUCACAUUCCACAGAAACGGCAGAAGGAACUGCCCGAGGCGACUAUUGAUCUCUUGCCUCUUCCUGAGGAAGGCGGAAGUGAAUUGAACACGGGAAACAAGCGUUUCCGGGAAUCAAGGACCCACAAGAAAAACGCUGGAACCUACACAGCGUGGGCACCGCCUGCAUCGUUAAAUAUCCCUCAGCAGCUGGAACAUGACGCCGGUAACAACAAGCUCAUCCUGGAGAGUCCCUUUAUGAACUCAAUGCCGCUAUUUCUCCCUGGGGACCUGAAAGGAAACAAACCCAAUGAACUGACGCCCGAAAACCAAGCCGAAAUGAUGGCACUUGCGCAACUGGAAGCCGAGAACGAGUCCGAAGGCGAGAGCGAGGGGGAGGAAGAGGAGGAGGAAAACGUCCCAAUCAAAGACAUGGAACAGCUGCAAUCACUAGAAAACAGGGAACGGAAAAAGGCGGAGGAAAGGGCGAAGAAAGAGAAGAUCUCGUCUGAAGUGAGCAAGUCACAGUUAGAUUCAGAGGAGGGAGAGCUGGUGGCCUUGGCCAAAGACGGAAGUUCAAAGCACAGGGCUGGGGAAAAGUCCAUGUAAAGGAAUCACAAGAUGACAGAUACAAUACAUUUGAAGAAAGAAUAUAGAUUUCACAAACUGUUGCCGAAGAUCACCUUCAACUAUUUAUUAUUGUGUAAAUUGACCAAAGACUGGGUACAUAUUGAGUGUCACCAGUCUGUACCAUUGUUGUAUUAUUAUUAUCGUCAGAGAAAUCCUCCCACAACCAGCAAAUCGAACAUAGCAAUCCUCUUCACUCUAGUGUAAAUCGUAGCGGAUAAUAAUCAGUGUUUCAUUGUGUUUCUUAAUUAUAAAAAUAACAAUAUCUUGAACAAAAAGGAUAAUAAACAGAUAGAUAUGGAGUACAUUUGUGACCUUUACAUAUAUGAGGAAGAAAUACCCGUUGAUACAUUGUAUUGUCUAGACACAGGUUUAUUGAAACGCCAUGUCUUUACAGUCCACCAAUACCAUAGUUCUUCUAUAUAAACAAGUAAUUAAAUUGUUAUCUAUAAGUAAAUUGAUAUUUGACAAGCUGCAGUCCAUGCUAUGCCCUCUGUGAUGAUGUUUCUACUCGAAAGUAAGGCUAUAUAGAACAAAAUAAUGUUAUCAAGUAUCUUUUUAUAGGUUGAUCAAGAUAGAUUGUUAAUUCGAAAGUUAACUAUGAACUAUAUGUGUUUUAAUUCUUCAACAUAAAAAUUACACAGAUAUUUAUCUAAUGGACCCGAUUUGAUGUAUAUAUCACUUACUUUGUACUUUUACAAUCGAAUCUCUAUGUGUGUUCAAAGAACUGAUGAUACAUUCCGUAUAUUGUAGGUCCCCAAACAUGACCACAUCACCACUAAAAACAUUUCUAAUGUGAAGUACUAUGUUGUCUUGGCUUUUUAGAAAACGCUUUAUCCAGUAUUCAAUGUAUAUUGACAUUGUGGUUCUUUGUGUGUCUUUGGAGAAAACUCAGAAGGAUGCGUUGUGGAUCCCAACAGUUGUCAUUUGUUUGUAUAAUCUCGGUCGCCCACACGUCUGAUCUAGACGAACAACGCAUACGGUGGUCAGUACGUGCGAUGUUUCAAGCUCGUCACUUGAUACCAGUGAGACAAGUAACUCAGCAGAUUCUUAUUUGGAUACUGUUCGUGUAUUAAAGGCAUAAAAGAAGGA